AGAUCGUUGUGGCUGUCCCUGCUCUUUCUAGUCUCAAAAUUGAGAUGUGGCGUAUCUUCUCCUCCCUUUUCUCAUCUGCAGUGCCAAAUAAUUGAGUUAAAUGUUGGUGGGGAGAUCUUCACAACCACGUUGAGCACUCUGAAGAGGUACCCAGGAUCCAAAUUGGCUGAGAUGUUCAGUCAGGCUAUACCCCGAACAGAUUCGGCGGGACGAUUCUUCAUAGACCGGCCGGGGACUUAUUUUAAAUACGUCCUUGAGUAUCUGCGUAGUGAUCAGGUCCCCUUACAACAUGUUGAGGAGGUUUAUAAGGAAGCCGCCUACUAUGACAUCAAGGCUCUGAUCAAACAACUGGAAGAGUCUCCUCAGAUCUUUGGUGAGCUGGUGGCCAGGAAGCAGUUCCUGGCUCGGGUGCCCAACUACUCUGAAAGCAUCGAGCUCAUGAUCCGAAUCGCCCGGGCAGAAGCUGUGGCCUCCCGUCAAUCCAGCGUUAUGCUCUGCGUGAUGAAGACUUUGGAAGAUGUGGCGAGGUGUGGCGAUGCUCUCAGCACCUUAGACGUCUCCAAGAAAUCUGUGGUCCAGUUUGGCCCGUGGAAAGCUGCCCCGAACGUUCAGGAUCUCCUGGACUGCAUCAAGAUGGACAUAGAAGCCAAAGGUUACAAGACGUCUUUCCAGAGCUACGUUCCAGAAAAAGGCUUUCGUUUCAAAGCCAAUGACUUCUUCUACAAGUUUUUGUUCCAUUGGUGGUAGCCCAAAGCUCAUAACUCCUAAGAUCUUGAAGCAGGGGUGGGAUUCAAUUUUUUUUUACUACCGGUUCUGUGGGUGGGUGUGGCUGGAUACUGUAAAAUCUC
Messenger RNA from Notechis scutatus (mainland tiger snake), 848 nucleotides. NCBI's taxonomy places the organism in Eukaryota, Metazoa, Chordata, Lepidosauria, Squamata, Elapidae. The record is from RefSeq and is a predicted model, not a curated record.